Messenger RNA from Caenorhabditis elegans, 2215 nucleotides. RefSeq names its product Carboxylic ester hydrolase (gene cest-1.2). The record is from RefSeq and is marked reviewed. NCBI's taxonomy places the organism in Eukaryota, Metazoa, Nematoda, Chromadorea, Rhabditida, Rhabditidae. Gene Ontology annotation, molecular function: hydrolase activity; carboxylesterase activity. The transcript is spliced from 11 exons. Bases 63 to 2093 code for a protein of 676 amino acids.
GAGGCACAACUUUCUUAUUCCUCUGCGACCGCAUUACUAGACUUUUAGUUUAAAAUUUAAUCAUGAUUUUUAAAUUUGUCGUGCUUCUUUGGUUUUCGGCACAGUUUGCUAUUUCAACAAAAGUUCAAUUAUCGACCGGUAUAAUUGAGGGAAAACAAUUGAAUUCUACAUAUUCUCCAUUUGGAAAUCAAUCUGCUAUUGCAUUCCUCGGUAUUCCAUACGUGGAACCACCGAUCGGAGAUCUUCGAUUCCGGAAACCACGUCCCCAAAAAACAUGGAGUGGAGUUCUGGAGACAAAAAAGUUCAAACCUGCGUGUAUGAGCAAUUCAACAAAAACCUACAAGAAUGGAGGAAUUGGAGGACCAAUUUCAGAAGAUUGCUUGUAUCUUAAUGUUUUGACAAAUCAAUAUUGCCUGGAAAAUAAAAACUGUUCAGUGGUGAUUAUAGUGCACGGAGGCGGAUAUCUGUUUGAGUCAGCUGCCACAUUCAACCAUGAAAUUUUAGUGAAUAAUUUUGUGGGGCAAGACAGGAAUAUUGUAGUCGUCACUAUAAAUUAUCGCCUUGGAAUUUUUGGAUUUGGGCAUCUCAAUGGGUUCGAGGGUGAUAAGAAUGUGGGAAUUUUUGAUACCCUGGAAGCUGUGAAAUGGGUACGAAGAGAAAUAAAACAAUUUGGUGGGAAUAAAGAUAGAAUCACUUUGGCUGGGCACUCGGCAGGAGCUGGUGUGGUAGCUGCGUUUACGAUCUCUCCUUUAACAAAAGGAUUGAUUCAUCAGCAAAUAGUCAUGAGUGGACCAAUGACUAAUAUGUCCAAGAAAUCAAAUUUCAAAGGAAUGACAGCAAUGGCUGAAAGAGUUGGUUGUCAUUCAAAGAAAUAUGGUUUUAAUAAACUUCCUGAACAUGAAGUUGAACAGGUUUACUCCUGCCUUCGAAAGAAGCCUGCUCAAGAGUUACUUGAUGCUCAACUUUGGUUGCUUCAAAACUCGACAUUCUACUUUGGAGCUCCGCCAGUUGAUGGAGAGUUUAUAACUGAUUAUCCAGAUAACUUAUAUUCGGAAAAGUCCAUAUUUUCAAUCAAUACAUUAUUAGGAACUACAACUAGAGAACUUCAAGACACUGGAUAUAUCAGUAACUCAAACUAUUCAAAAUUUGAGACGAAGGAAACAUUCUUAAAAAAUCUUUGCGAUCAAAUUGGAAUAGAGAUCUACAAGGAGUCAGAAGAUUUUUCGUCGAAAUGUCAAAAAUGGUAUAUUAAUGGAUCCGAUUCGAAAUCUUUAUCAGAUGAUAUGGAGUUUUACACGCAAGCCAUUAACUUAGCAGAUGCACAUGCGAGAAAAGGCAAAAAGGUUUAUAUGUACAGCUAUGCCUACAGCGGGGCAGGACCUGCAUUCAAAAAAUAUAUGAAAGUGAAAUCACCUCAUCAUUCUGAAGAUUUAAUCUACACUUUUGGAACUCACCGAGGAGUUUUUGCUCCAAAAGAUUACGUUAUUGAGUAUAUUUAUAGUGGAAUGUUUGCUGAUUUUAUCAAUUUUGAAGAUCCAUCUCCUUCGACAGAUCAACCUUGGCUACAGUAUACAAAAGAAAAUAAAGAGUAUUUCUUGGUUGAUUUUGAUCAGAAUCUGACAAUGCCUGGAAUGAAGAAAAACUAUUAUGCUAAAGCUUAUGAAUUUUGGAGUACCGCUGGUCAAAAGUCAUUCAAAGAAGAAUGGUCUCCAUCACUUGACACAUUUAUCAUUACAAAUUUAGUUGCUCCAAUAAUCACUCACAUGGAUCAAAUAACAUUUGACGUCGAUAAAACUGUCGAGCAAAUGGAAAUACUAAAAAUUGAACGGGAGAAUUUUUUGAAGAGCGAAAAAUUGAAAAGGAAAUCGGAAUUGGAGAUGAGUAGAUGGAUUAAAAAGGGAAGAAAACGAGUAAUAAAUAAAAGGAUGGGAUUUAUGCCAGUGGAAAUCAUAGAAAAUGAAGAAAGUGAAAGUGAUGGAGGAUUUAGCAUCGGCUUACUUUUAUUUGGUGGAACACUUCUAGGUGGAAUUGUCUAUGUUUCAUCUUAUCAAUUCUUCCGACGAUCUCGGAAUGGGUAUCAACUGAUAAAUUAAGUAUACCAAAAUUUUAGUACAACUCGGCAUUUUUGAAAUCAGAGCUUGAAUUUUUUUCUAGAAUUUCAUCAAAAUGUUUUUUUCUGUUUUUUCUUUUGCUAAAAUGAAUAGUCUGAAAAAAU